Messenger RNA from Penicillium waksmanii, 4275 nucleotides. Its product is annotated as CHAT domain-containing tetratricopeptide repeat protein. Gene Ontology annotation, molecular function: protein binding. Bases 1 to 4275 code for a protein of 1424 amino acids. The record is from RefSeq and is a predicted model, not a curated record. Lineage: Eukaryota; Fungi; Ascomycota; Eurotiomycetes; Eurotiales; Aspergillaceae. The transcript has a single exon.
AUGGACAACAGGACACUCGAUUUUGAGACCCAGUUGCUCGACAACUUCGAGGCAGUCUCAGAAAUAGUCGCCAGUGCAGGUACUACCAGCCGGGUGGAGCUUUGUUGGUAUUAUGCUACCCUUAUGUUUAGACGAUUCGGGCACAUGGCUAGGAUUCGAGAUCUCGAAGAAGCAAUUGAAAAGGGGAAAUGGGCACUCCAAGGAACAAGUCCAGAGCAUCAAAGCUAUGCAAAUAGACUUUACAUUUUUGGUAUUAUGCUUCAUACACGAUACGAACAAACAGGGAGGACUGGGGAUUUGGAAGAGGCUAUCCGAAUAUCCUAUCAGGCAGUUCAGAUCACACCUGAAGGUCAUCCGAACUUCGUGGUUUUAUUGAGCUUCUUGGGAAACAGCCUUGGAAGUCGGUAUGAACUGAAACACGAUACAGAGGACCUGGAAAAUGCGAUCCGAACUUCUCGUCAGGUGAUUGAGAUGACACCUAGAAGCUCUCUUCAUUUUGCGGCGUGGUUGAACAAUUUAGCAAUCAACCUUCUAAGAAAAUUCGAUCGACUGAAUAAUAUCGCAGAUUUGGAAGAAGCAAUCCACCUCUCUCGUCAGUCUGUUCAGAUCACGCCAAAGAACCACCCAGACCUCUCUUCUCGGUUGAAUAAUUUGGGAAUCAACCUCUCAAGGAAAUAUGAACGUCUAGGAAAUCUAGAUGAUCUUAAAGAAGCGAUUCAAUUCUCUCGCCAGGCAGUUCACGUUACACCUAAAGACCAUCCUGAUAUUGCUACUUGGUUGAUCGACUUAGGAAAUAAGCUGAUAAGACAACACCAUGUCCGACAACACUGUGUUGAAAAGAUUGAGGAUCUUGAAGAGGCAAUUCAACUAUAUCGUCAGGCAGUAGAAAUUAUGCCAGACCACCAUCCUAAACUCGCUGCCUUGUUGAACAAUUUAGGCAUCGGGCUUCAGAGCCAAUUUCAGAACACCGGAAAAAUAGAAGAACUUGAAGAAGCGAUUCAAAUCUCUCGUCGCGCAGUUCAGAUUACGCCUCAAGGCCAUCCCGAUCUAGCUACUCGGCUCAGCAAUUUAGGAUUACGGCUCACGACGAGGUACGAACGCCUAGCAAAGAUAGAGGAUCUUGAAGAGGCGAUAGAUUUCUCUUAUCAGUCAAUUCGGACCAUGCCCCAACACCAUCCUGAUCUUGCGGCUCGGUUAAGUUAUCUAGGGACACAGCUCACAAAGAGAUAUAAACGCGUCGGUAAGAAAGAUGAUCUAGAAGAGGCAAUCAGUCUCUCUCGUCAGUCAAUUCAGAAUACGCCUCAUGAUCAUCCCAAUAUUCCUUCUCGGUUCUAUACUCUAGCAACUAGCCUAAUGGCAAGAUAUGAGAACCAAGGAAAGAUAGAGGAUCUUGAAGAGGCGAUACACCUCUCUUAUCAGUCAACUCGGACCAUACCUCAACAUCACCCUGAUCUUGCGACUUAUUUUGAUGGUCUAGGGACACAGCUUGCUCGGAGACAUGAACGCCUAGGGAAGAUAGAAGAUCUAGAAGAGGCAAUCAGUCUCUCUCGUCAGUCAAUUCAGACUACCCCUCAUGAUCACCCUGAUCUGCCUGCUCGGUUACAAAACCUGGCGGGUAUGCUACGAGGUCAAUAUGAUUACACGGCAAAGACUGACCAGCUAGAAGAGGCAAUCGACUUAUCUCGUCGAGUUAUUAAGAUCAUACCUCAAGAUCAUCCGGAUCUCCCAGGAACUCUGAAUGAACUUGGACAGGGGCUAAAGAGAAAAUUUGAACGAUUGGGGAAACGACAAGACAUAGAAGAGUCAAAUCAGGUAUCUAGGAGGGCGGUAGCAACCACACUGCUAGACGAUAAUACCAAUCUCGCAGCUCGCCUAAAUGACCUGGGAACUUUACUUCUCGCCCGAUAUGAUCACUGGGGAAGGAUACAGGAUUUAGAGGAAUCCCUAAAAAUGUCUCGUCAGGCAAUUGAUAUCACACCUUUGGACCACCCCAAUCUUGGCUCUUGGUUGAUUAACCUAGGAAGUGGGCUUAGGGCCCGGUUUCAGCAUACAGGGAGACUAGAAGACCUCGAAGAGGCGAUCCAGGUGUCUCAAAGGGCAAUUCAAACCACACCCCAUGAUCAUCCUAAGAUCGCAAUCUUCAUGAAUGACCUGGGAAAUAAUUUUCAGAGUCGAUAUUCACGCACAAGAAAUAUUGAUGAUCUGGAAGAGGCAAUUCGCCUUUCUCGAAGCGCAAUAGCUGUCAAGCCCACACCUGAAACCCAUACCGAGUCUGCACUUCAGCUGAAUAAUUUGGGAAUCAAGCUUGGAACGCGGUAUCAACAUACAGGAAUGAUAGGGGACCUAGAAGAGGCUAUCUGCCUCUUCCGCCGAGCAGUUCAUAUCACACAAGACCAUCAAAAUCUUGCAAUUUGGUUAGAAAACUUGGCGUCUAGCCUUUCGAUCCGAUAUCAAUACACACACAAGAUAGAAGACUUAGAAGAGUCGAUCCAGCUCUCUAGCCGGGCAAUUCAGAUCACGCCGAACGACCAUCCCAGUCUCGCUGCUCGGUUAUACAACUUAGGCAUCAGCCUUUCAAGCAGAUAUGAACAAACAUCCAAAAUGGAAGACCUAGAAAAGUCGAUUGAAGUCUCUCGCCAUGCAGUCGAGAUCACGUCAGCCCCUCCUUUAACACGAAUUCGGGCUGCCUCUCAUGCCUUGAAGGUGCUUCACAAGAGAGGAGACUACGACAGCGCUUAUACAGUAUCUAAAGAGGCUAUCGGUUUACUUUCUCUCUUACAUAAUAGAUCACUGGACCUCCAAGAUCAACAAUACAUUCUCUCGCUUUUCUCCGGCUUGGCUACCCAUGCCUGCUCUCUAUCAAUUCAAACAGGAAAGCCCCCUGCUAAGGCUUUGGAACAUUUGGAGCAAGGACGUGGAGUUAUCCUAGGUCUUCUUAUGGAUGAUAGGGGUGACACAUCUGAGUUAAAGGCGGCAAAUCCCGCUUUGUGUGCACAGUAUGAGCGGCUCCGAUUCGAAAUCAAUGCUCCUGUCGAUAUCAUCGAGCCUCCAAACAGGAUGGAGUCAUCAUCUGAAAAACGAGAAAAGAUCUUCAGGGAGCUCGAAGAAUGCAUCCAUGACAUCCGACAACUUCCAGAGUUUAGCUCAUUCCACAGAGGUCCUACUGCGGAGCAAAUGAAAAUCAUAUCUCAUGAAGGCAACAUCAUCAUUGUGAAUGUCACUACCAUACGAAGCGAUGCUAUUGUUAUUUCUUCUGAUGGCUUUAGCUUCGUCUCUCUGCCCUGCAUGAUUGCGAGCCAGGCACAAAGCUGGGUCAAUGAGAAUUUUGAUGCGGCUUUACAAAAUGAACGUGGCAAGAAGAACAAAGCCUACCUCAAGUUCCUAGGCUGGCUUUGGAACGGGUGUGUAAAACCUAUUCUCAUUGAGCUAGAUCAUAAUGCUCAGCCGUCUCCGGAAAAUCUCCCAAGAGUCUGGUGGAUUGGGACUGGACUUGCUAGCUCAUUCCCAUUUCAUGCUGCACGGGAUACCAAUGCGGGUCCAUCUGAGAAUACAUUUUCCCGCGUUCUAUCUUCCUAUACCCCUUCUAUCAAGGCUCUUAUGUACGCCAGGGGGCGUAUUCCCCCAAGCGAUUUGUCUAACAAAGUUCCCUCCAAGCUACUUAUGGUGACUAUGGCGAAGACUCCAGGUGCUUGCGAAUUAGAUGGGGUGAAGGACGAGACAUCUGCGAUAGAAAGAACCCUAAAAGGUUUGGCUCAAAUCAAUGCUCUAGAUCAACCGGAUGCUGCAACUGUUUUACGUCAAAUUCAUCAUUGUGACAUUGCCCAUUUUGCCUGCCAUGGAAUAUCCGACAUGAUAGAUCCCUCUCAAAGUGGUCUUUUAUUGAACACAGCGACCGUCAAGCCAAAGCAGGAUCUCCUCACUGUUCGUGCAUUAUGCAAGCAUAACUAUCAACAGGCGAGGAUUGCGUACCUUUCUGCUUGUUCCACAGCAGAAAACCGAGCAGAGGGCUUAGUAGACGAGGUGCUUCAUGUCGUGAGUGGCUUCCAGAUUGCCGGAUUUAGGCAUGUGAUUGGCUGCUUAUGGCCAGCUGAUGAUGGUGUGUGCGUGGAAGUUGCGAGGUCAUUCUAUGCGGAACUCUGUAAAAGUGGCACUUUGGAUUACACCGAUAGAGCUGUCUGUAUGGCAUUGCAUAAAGCGGUUUCGGAAAUUUCGAUGAGUGUUGAGUAUGCGAAAAGGCCUUUGCACUGGGCGCCCUAUAUCCACUGUGGCGCUUAA